GCUAGUUUAGCCGGGGGGACGGGGUUACGCGGCCCCCAGAGCUCUGUGACGUCAGAGUCGCCAUCAGCAGGUCGGGAAAGAUGGCGGCGGAGGAGAGCAGGUUGAAGCAGCGGAAUCACAACAGCAGCAUCUUCACGGAAGGUAGUUACGGUUUUAAAUCAGAGAAAUCCCAGAUGAGGCGUGAAGAGGAGGAUGACAACCUGCUGGAGGAGGAGGAGGAGGGCGUGGCCCGGCCGGUGCAGAUUGUGGUGUCGGACGAGGAGGAACACUCGUUCUGGCUGCAGGAGGACGUGCUAGAGCGGCUGCUGCUGCAGGAGGAGGUGCAGGACCUCCAUGUGGUGGUCGUCUCCGUGGCCGGAGCUUUCCGCAAGGGCAAGUCCUUCCUGCUGGACUUCAUGCUGCGCUACAUGUACAAACAGUCUGAUUCAUGGAUUGGCGGUGAGGAGGAACCUCUGACCGGCUUCACCUGGCGAGGCGGCUGUGAGAGGGAGACCACAGGCAUCCUGGCCUGGAGCGAGGUGUUUGUGGUGAAUAAACCCGACGGAAGCAAGGUUGCAGUUCUUCUAAUCGACACACAGGGGGCGUUUGACAGCCAGUCCACCAUCAAAGACUGUGCCACGCUGUUUGCCCUGAGCACCAUGACCAGCUCUGUCCAGGUGUACAAUCUGUCCCAGAACGUCCAGGAAGAUGAUCUCCAGCACCUCCAGCUCUUCACUGAGUACGGACGCCUUGCCAUGGAGGAAGUCUAUGAGAAACCCUUCCAGACUCUGAUGUUUCUGAUCAGAGACUGGAGUUACCCCUAUGAACAUUCAUACGGUCUGGAGGGGGGGCAGAGCUUCUUGGAAAAACGACUACAAGUAAAGCAGAACCAGCAUGAGGAGCUGCAGAACGUCAGGAAACACAUUCACUCCUGCUUCUCCAACAUCAGCUGCUUUCUGCUGCCGCACCCCGGUCUCAAGGUGGCCACAAACCCUCACUUUGACGGCCGGCUCAGAGAUAUCGAUGAGGAGUUUAAGACGGAGCUGGUGAACCUCGUCCCGACACUGCUCUCUCCAGAAAACCUGGUGGAAAAAGAGAUCGGAGGAGUGAAGAUCACCUGCAGAGACCUGCUGCACUACUUCAAAGCCUACAUGAAGAUCUACCAGGGAGAGGAGCUUCCUCACCCCAAGUCCAUGCUUCAGGCAACGGCUGAAGCAAACAACCUUGCAGCUGUAGCAGGAGCCAAAGAGGCGUACAACAAGAGCAUGGAGCAGGUCUGCGGAGGAGACAAACCGUACAUUUCCCCGGCGGAGCUGGAGCAUCGCCACGCCGAGCUGCGGCAGGCGUCGGUGCGACACUUCCGCUCCGUCAAGAAGAUGGGAGGCGAGGAUUUCUGCCGGCGCUACCAGGAGCAGCUGGAGGCGGAGCUGGACGAGGCCUACGUCAACUUCAGCAAGCACAACGACGGCAAGAACAUCUUCUACGCCGCGAGGACGCCCGCCACGCUCUUCGCCGUCAUGUUCGUCAUGUACGUGGUGUCGCUGGUCACCGGCUUCGUGGGCAUCAGUUCCGUGGCCACGCUGUGUAACCUGGUGAUGGGGGCGGCGCUGACGGCGCUCUGCGUCUGGGCUUACGUCAAAUACUCCGGGGAGUUCCGUGAGGUGGGAGGCUUCAUAGACCAGGUGGCCGAGACCCUCUGGGAACAGAGGACCCCACGAAAGGUUUUCUCCAAACUCUUCGAGGUGGCCCGGAGUCGAGUCCCUUUGGGAAGCCUCAUCCCGGUACCACGGCCCCGACUCGCCUCCAACAACAACGUGAAGAAGAAAAACUAGCGGCACUCCCGUCACAUUUCCUCCCCCUCACCUCCACCUUCUUUUCCAACAACAGUUUAUGACGCAUACAUGAGUUUUUUCCGACUGUAGACGACGGUUCCUCGCCAUGCCGGCUCUAGGUUUAAGGACUCGCUGUAGAUCUGGAUGAAGCAGUUAUUUUAAUAAGUGUCACUGGGUGGGGUUUUGGUAUUUAUUGGUGGGCGGGGCCAUUGUUCACAACGUGUCAUCCAGGUGUUUGUUUUCACUGGUCGGAUGAGAACUCCACGCUAAUGAUUCCCGUUUAUGUGAAUGUAUGAAGAGCAUGACCACAGACCCUUCUCACCCUCCUCAUGGUUCCCCUUCCUCUCCUUCUUCCUCUCGUCUUCAUCAGGCUUGUUUCUGUCGCUGGGCGGCAUCGUGAGGAGGAGGCGCAACCAAAGUUUACAGCUUUACACGUAGAGGCUCAAACAGCGUCAGGAAGGCUUUUUAGGACGCCACCGAAAGUUUGCAGUUCUUUCUGCUUACCCAGAGUCAGAAAAAGUGGAUAAAAACUACUUAAAUGUCCUUUUAAUUGACCUGGAAUCUGUCACAGAUAGACUAACAGUCAACCACUGAGCUCCUCAUGGAGCUUUGGACGGUUUCUUAGGACUUGGUCAGGAAAAGGACUUGGGUUAGUUGUCAGAACAGGACUUAGUUAAUGUGGGAAACAUUCAGAACUCUGGUAGGUGUUCCACUGAUCUUGUGAGAAUCAAACUUUACUGGAAAAAGGCUUCAUAGCAAAGAUCAGAGAUCCCCAAGAGUCACUGUGUUACCUUCCAGUCUGCUUUAGUUCUAUCUGAUACAAACAGGUAAGAUGCUUUUCCACCAGCGCAGACUCGACUCGGUUUAGGUGCUUUUCCAUUCCACUGAGUUCCACCUCAUGGUGGGUGGAGUCGUCAUAGCACGGCGGCCCAGAAGUCCUUUAACAUCGUUUGUGUGCGACACAAACGCAACACAACAAUGGAGGACAUGGAGGACAUGGUACACCUGCUGCUCCGUCUGUGGCUUUCUGUCAGAUUCAGGUGAAAGAAGAUCAGUUCGCACCGUCACUGUUGCCAGUUUUUUUUUUUAAAUGUCGGGUUUGGUUUUGGUGAAGGAGUCGCUCUGGUGUGUCAUCACUCCCUGUCCAAUCAGAGGCCUGCACUCUGUAGACGUCACAUUAUCGGCUCCAAUCAGCUCUCUGGGAACCCCGGCCCAGUAGGAACUAAAACAGUAGCUGGUACCAGGAACUACGUCCUGAUGGAAAACCUCACAAACCCUGUAGAGUCCAGUAGCUGCUGGUGGAAAAGCUCCAUUAGUGAGUUGGUCCAUUGCAGAUACUACAGAUUCUGAAGCUCAUGGUUUCACAUCAGGGCUGCAGCAAGUGAUUAUUUUCACUCUGUGGUGUUUAUUUUUAUUAAUCUUUCCUGCAAAAUGUCAAAAAAAAUUGUAAGAAAACCUAGUAGUCUCCUGGCUAAAGGCACAGACCAAACUGAUGCGUUUUUAGCACCAAAUCAUCUGAUUUAAGAAGGUCAAAAGAGACUCUGCUUGGUCAUUUUAUGACAGAAAUGAUCCAUUUAUUAUCAGAAUCAUGUGAUCACUACAAGCCUCUAUGAGUUCAUGUGACUCUGGGAAAGUAGAAGAAGCUGAGCGUCCCUAAAGCCAGCUGACGGAUGAAGAACGUCUGCUGUUGGUCGUUCUUUUAGAGCACUUUGAUUGUUUUCUUGUUUUGAAAUGAUCAUGAUUCACUCUGAACACCAGAUGUUCAGACGCACUCAGAAAUCAUGGUUUUCAUACAGAGCUGUGAUCAGAAGUCCUGAUGAGCUAAAGUUUAUCUCCAGCUCUGUUCUCGACUGACUGCUGAUGUUUAGCAGAAUGGUCGUGAAGUCUUACGGUUAUUCGAAGCAUUUCUGUAGACGUUGGUCCUCCUGAACCAACUUCCAUUGUUUUUUUGAGAGCAAAGCUUUUUAACCCUCGUGUCGUCGAAAAUUGACCCGUUUUAAAGUCUGAAAAUGUGGAAAAAAUAACUUCUGAUGUCCACAUUUUCAACACUUUUGGGAAAUUUUUCAACGAUUUUUGGUGGAAAAAAGAAACAUGGAAGAAAAAUGUUUCUUUAACCCUCCUGUUGUCCUCAUUUACAGGCACCAAAAAGUAUAGUUUCCUUGUCUGAAAAGAAAUCCAAAAACACAGCAAAAAAAUUCCCAAAAUUUCUAAAAAUUUGCAAAACCUUCAGGAAGAAAACUCCAAUAAUUCCUUAAAUGUUUCCCUUAUAAGUUUUAUUUUGAAAAAUCAACCAAAUUUGGCAAGAAAACUCUUGUAAAUAUUCUCAAAAAAUUAGUAAAAAUCUUCCAAAAAUCCUAAAAAAUAUCUAAAGUGAUUCCAUAUAUAUUUAUCAGUAAAACUUCUAAUAUUUUCUUUAAAAACAUUCCCCCAAAAAAUCAACCAAAAUCCAGCAAAAUUCAAUUUUUGAGAAUAUAUAAGAAUUUUCUUGCCAAAUUUGGAGGAUUUUUUUUUUAAAUAAAACUUUUAAGGAAUUAUUGUAUUUUUCAUCCUGAAGGUUUUGCAAAUUCUCAGAAAUUUGGGGAAUUUUUUUUUGCAGAAUUUUUGGAUUUUUGUUUGGACACGGAAACCUUUUUUGGUGCCGGAAAUAAGGACAACAGGAGGGUUAACUUUCCUCCUCCGGUUCAGUUGAUCGUUUUAAUUCCGUCUUUUAACUCCAGUUUCAUUCCCUCUCUGUCGUUCCUCCCGUUUUUAAAGCACUACAAGCCGUUUAGUCGAACACUAAGAACACGUUUUCGGGGUCGGUGUUUCCGUUGUCGAAUCGGACGACAGAUGAGUUCAUUCCAAACCUGAAUCCGAUCGAACAGCGUUUUCCUGAAUCGUUUUAAUCAUCAUUCCAUCCACAGCAUCACCAACGUGUGCUUUUCUGUUUUGUACAGUUCCGUUUUUUUACAUCCACACAUAGGGCAUGUGUAUGAAAUCUAUACAUAUAUAAAUAUAAAUUUUCUAGACCUUUUUGUAGCUGGAGGACAACAGUUUGGGCGGUAGACCAGAUUCAGCUCACUGGAUGUAAAGGAAUGCUUUCGUGAUUUGUGGAUAUGUCGAAUAAAUUCCUUUUUUAUAUAUAUAUUUGUAAAUUUAAUCUUACAUGAGCACUGCGAUUCCACCCCCCUGCUGGCAAAGAAUGUUUAUAAUCUGGAUUUUUUUUGUCUUCUGUUGCAUUUUAAACUUAUUUUCGUUAAUUUAUUUUUCAAUACAAUAUUAAACCAAACUCCUACAACACACAAA
Acanthochromis polyacanthus (spiny chromis) is the source of this 5096-nucleotide messenger RNA. Its product is annotated as atlastin-2-like. Gene Ontology annotation, molecular function: GTPase activity; GTP binding. Lineage: Eukaryota; Metazoa; Chordata; Actinopteri; Pomacentridae. Bases 81 to 1811 code for a protein of 576 amino acids. The transcript has 14 exons. Gene Ontology annotation, biological process: endoplasmic reticulum organization; protein homooligomerization. The record is from RefSeq and is a predicted model, not a curated record.